Diorhabda sublineata is the source of this 789-nucleotide messenger RNA. RefSeq lists its product as uncharacterized. Gene Ontology annotation, biological process: DNA integration. NCBI's taxonomy places the organism in Eukaryota, Metazoa, Arthropoda, Insecta, Coleoptera, Chrysomelidae. The record is from RefSeq and is a predicted model, not a curated record. Gene Ontology annotation, molecular function: nucleic acid binding. The coding region runs from base 1 to 789 and encodes 262 amino acids. The transcript has a single exon.
AUGGGGUGGCCUAAAAAGAUACCACAGUUAUGUAAACCUUAUCUUAAUUAUAAAAACAAUUUUAGUGUGGUCGAUGGUUGUUUGAUGCUAGGCCACAAAGUCGUAAUUCCUUGUAAUUUAAAAGGAAUUAUAUUAAAACAACUACAUUCUCCUCAUUUCGGAAUGGUCAAAACUAAAAGCUUGGCUCGUUCUUAUGUAUGGUGGCCGCAAAUUAGUUAUGAUAUUGAAAAUGUAAUUAAAUCUUGCGAAUAUUGUUUAAAAACUAAAAGUGAUCCUCCCAAAACACCAUUAAAAAAUUGGGAUUUUCCUGAUAGACCAUGGGAAAGAAUUCAUAUUGAUUUUUUAGGUCCAAUUCUUGAUAAAUAUAUUUUAGUGUUAGUUGAUGCUCAUACAAAAUGGCUAGAAGCUGUUGUCACUUCAAACACUAAAUCUAGUGCAACAAUAAAUAUUUUAAGGGAUAUAUUUUCGAGAUUUGGCUUACCUUUUCCUUUAGUUUCUGACAACGCUACUACUUUUAAAUCUAAUGAAUUCCAAACAUUUUUAGGUAAAAACAACAUAGAAUUUAAAGAAAUUGCACCUUUUCAUCCAGCAUCUAAUGGUCAAGCUGAAAAUGCGGUUAAAACAGUUAAACAAGCACUACUUAAGAUUUUAAAAAGGAGUUCAUUGCCAGAACUUAACCGUAAUUUAAACAAUUUUCUUUUAUCUUAUCGAAUUACACCACACUGUUCUACAGGAAAAUCUCCAGCCAAUUUAAUGUUUCAAAGAAACAUUUUUGGAAUAACAAUGUAA